Caenorhabditis remanei is the source of this 624-nucleotide messenger RNA. RefSeq lists its product as uncharacterized. Lineage: Eukaryota; Metazoa; Nematoda; Chromadorea; Rhabditida; Rhabditidae. The transcript has 5 exons. Bases 1 to 624 code for a protein of 207 amino acids. The record is from RefSeq and is a predicted model, not a curated record.
AUGAUUAUCUCCAAUGCAAUAUGUUUUCUCAGUUUGAUUAUUGUAUUGGGAUUGACAUUUGGCAUAUAUAAAUCUAUAGGGAAUUCAAGUGCGGAGAGUUUUCAAAAAGAGUUCCUGGAGGUACUGAAUGCACAUUCGGAGAAGGGAUUGAAGACGCUCCACAAAUUCCAACAAUCCACUCAAUGCUGUGGUGUUCCAUUAUCCAAUGAAACCGUCUGGAAUCAGACUUCGAUCUCUCCGAAUAGCCCAUUGGCUUCAUGGUUCUAUUAUACGAUGCUUGAUGAGAAAUAUAUUGAUGAAGCAAGACGAUUAUUCACUCUUCCCUGGUCGUGUUGCUCGGAUAGAACUCUGGGGUGUGAGCAUUUGGCUUUUGAAAGGGUUUCCAUUAAACCAUCAAGCAAGGAUGUCAUUAUUGACGAGUUGGUUGAAAUUCAGCAUCGUUUGAGAAAAUCGAAGAAAAGUGAGGAUGCCAGACAAAGUGUCAACGAGAAUGCAUGUGAGCCCCCAGAAAAAGUUUUGUUGGAUGGGGUGCCAACGCAAUUGUUUAUUGUUGGCGCUGGAUUUGGUUGGUUUAAUGAAAAACAGGGUUUUCGGUAUUUGAAUGGAAUCCUUUGUUUGCGUUGA